AUGCCCCCCUCACCUCAACAAGUCCCCAGCACCCGACCACGAGUGACGCCCUCCCGCAUCUUCCUACGUCUCCGCGACCGCCUCGAACUCCUCCUCGAACGCUUCGUCGAAAGAGACGCCACCGCGCAAGCCGAGUUCAUGACAUACAAGGCGCACCGCGACCGGAGGUGGCUCGAGAAGGAUAUGGAUGGGGGACCAGCUGCCGCGGCACUCGCUGCGGUGUCUAACACCACCGAGCCAAGACGUCGCCAGAAGAGUCCAAUCAACCAGGAUAAUCCAACCGUUGCGUAUGCGCUUCCAUUUCGGGACGACAAUGUCCAUGACAUGUUCGACGAGCCAGUCAUUCCGAAGACCAGGGACAAAGACAAGGACAAGGAAAAGGCAAGUGGCCUGAUGCGUACUCUCGAUAAAAGCCAAACCUUGGACGGAAAAGGAGCAGCGCGCCAGAUGAGAGCACCGCCCCAGCCGCGCACCCUCUCCAGGUCAAGCACACUCUCGUCCAUUAUCGACUCGACCUUUCUCGGAGGAGGUCAAAGACGGCGCAGGAGAAGGAAUAGGAGAGGGAGGUCAGACGCCAGGCCUGGAUACUUUGAUCCGGAUUUGUCCCCCACGACGACGCCACCACGCGCGCAGACACAGACAGCAGUGUCGGUGGCUAGAAAUGACGACGAUAGAUUGGAGAUGAACGUUCCUGUUGAGGUGCAGAGGAGAUCGUGGAAUGUUCCUAUCGGUUCUGCGAGGUGA
Molecule: messenger RNA, 744 nt
Organism: Colletotrichum orchidophilum
Lineage: Eukaryota; Fungi; Ascomycota; Sordariomycetes; Glomerellales; Glomerellaceae
Exons: 1
Coding region: 1-744 (247 amino acids)
Source: RefSeq, a predicted model, not a curated record